GAGUUCUGAGUUCAUUCACAAUAGUUAGCCAACUCCGUUGUCUGCGAAAUUAACUAACAGAGCAAUUCAAUCCCUUUCCGCUCCACUUUUCUCUCCCCGCCAUGUCUUUCCUACGUCAAACAACCCGCUCCUCUCCAAUUCUUCCCCAAAUCAACGAAGCCCUAGCUUUCUUCCGUUUUGGGAAUCCAAAUUUCCACAGCAUUUUCACAAGAAUUUCACCAUAUCUGGCUCCGUUUUGUGAAAAAUGCGUAUACGGGAAGAAGGGAGCUUAAACGAACAUCACAAUGCACCUUCUUGGGGCUUUAUUUCCAUUCUGGUCUUCAUUUUGGUUUCUCAGGUGGAGAUUCAGGUGGCCCAUGCCGGCCCUGACACGGGCAAUCCGGCUGCCGUGCAGCUCUUCGCCCAGGCCGUCUAUAAUAAAUUUAAGAAUUUCAACUCCCUGUUUGACGAUAGCGUCGCAAAAAAAUUGCGUUAUUGCGUCAACAAUGUGGAUGCUGAUUGGAAAGCAGCAUUUGAUUUUUCGAAGGACACUGAGUUUCUUUCCAAUUGCGUUAAACAGACAAAAGGGGAUAUUAUGCAGCGCUUGUGUACAGCUUCAGAAAUAAAAUUUUAUGCAUCAAGCAUAGUUCUUGGCACUCUGGAAAACAGUGGGUCUGGCAGUAGUAACUAUGUGAAACCAAACAAGAACUGUAAUUUAACAUCAUGGGCUUCUGGUUGUGAGCCAGGUUGGGCUUGUAGUGUUGGAAAAGAUGUGCAAGUUGACCUUAAAACAGCAAAGGAAAUGCCCGUCAGAACUCUUGAAUGUCAACCUUGUUGUGAAGGGUUCUUUUGUCCUCAUGGUCUGACCUGCAUGAUACCAUGUCCAUUGGGCUCAUAUUGCCCUGUUGCAACUUUGAAUAAAACGACGGGUGUAUGUGAUCCGUACAGUUAUCAACUGCCCACGGGAGAGACAAAUCAUACAUGUGGUGGAGCAGAUGUCUGGGUUAAUUUUCCAUUACUGCAGAGCUGGCUCAACAGAGCAAACAAAAUGUUACGAAUUGGCUACUUGUGAACCUCAAACUGCCAAUCAAAAUAUUACAGCAUAUGGCCUACUCUUUUUUAAUGAUUUCUUAUACUUUUACUCCAAAAAAUAGAUGAUGCAUCUCAAACUUAAUUGGAAUAGUGCUGGAAUCAUACUUGUGCUUCUCAUCAUAUACAAUUGGUCUGACCAAGUACUGAGCACUAGAGAGAAAAAACAAGCUCAGUCCAGGGAAGCAGCAGCAAGAAGUGCACGUGAAACAGCACAAGCACGUGAAAAAUGGAAAUCUGCAAAGGAUGUUGCUAAAAAGCAUGCAAGUGGACUUCAGUCGUCUUUAUCACGAACAUUUUCUCGAAAAAAGUCCUCAGUGACAGAACAGAGCAGUGGAAAGGAUGCUGCCUUGCCACCUAUGCCCUCUGGUAUGUCUCAAGCAAAAGCUAAGAAGCAAAGCAAUCUCACAAAAAUGAUGCGUGAACUUGAAGAGAACCCUGAUGGUCAUGAGGGUUUUAAUGUGGAGAUAGGUGAUAAAAAUUUAAAGAAGCAUAAGACUAAGCAAUUGCAUACUCGCAGCCAAAUCUUUAGAUAUGCAUAUGGUGAAAUUGAGAAAGAAAAGGCACUGCAGGAGCAGAACAAGAAUAUGACCUUUUCUGGUGUCAUUUCAAUGGCUAGCGAGUUUGAAACUGUGGGUAGACCUCCCAUUGAGGUUGUUUUCAAAGACUUGACACUUACUUUAAAGGGUAAAAAGAAACAUUUGUUGAGGUGUGUGUCGGGCAAGUUGUCGCCCGGUCGUGUUUCUGCUGUCAUGGGUCCUUCAGGUGCUGGCAAGACAACAUUUUUAUCUGCCUUGACCGGAAAAGCUACAGGUUGUACCAUGAGUGGUUUGAUUCUUAUAAAUGGAAAGGCUGAAAGUAUGCAGUCAUACAAGAAAAUAAUUGGCUUUGUCCCUCAAGAUGAUAUAGUGCAUGGUAACUUGACAGUCGAAGAAAAUCUCUGGUUUAGUGCAAGGUGCAGAUUGCCAGCAGAUCUUGCAAAACCAGAAAAGGUUUUAGUUGUUGAGAGAGUGAUAGAAGCCCUUGGAUUGCAGAAUGUAAGAGAUUCUAUUGUGGGAACAGUGGAGAAGCGAGGCAUAUCUGGGGGCCAGAGGAAGCGAGUUAAUGUGGGGUUGGAAAUGGUUAUGGAGCCAUCUUUAUUGAUUUUAGAUGAACCAACUACUGGCUUGGACAGCUCUUCUUCUCAGUUGUUACUUAGAGCACUUCGCCGAGAAGCUCUUGAAGGAGUAAAUAUAUGCAUGGUUCUUCACCAACCGAGAAGGAAAAUGUACUAACCGCUGCCGCCUGCAACAGACCACUUGUUACUACACAUUGUUCAGGAUGUUUGAUGAUUUUAUACUUCUAGCAAAGGGCGGUCUAACUGUAUAUCAUGGACCUGUGAAGAAAGUUGAGGAAUACUUUGCAGGACUUGGUAUCCAUGUCCCUGAACGUGUUAAUCCUCCGGAUUACUUCAUUGACAUUUUAGAGGGAAUAGUGAAGCUAAGUCCAAGCAUAGGAGUGAACUACAAAGAGCUUCCUCUCAGAUGGAUGCUUCAUAAUGGCUAUCCCGUACCACCAGAGAUGUUGGAUUCUGCUGGAAUGGCAGCUUCGGUCGGAGAAAAUUCAGCUCAUGGAGGAAAUCCUGCUGCUGCAGGACCUGAUGGAACAUUUGCAGGGGAUCUGUGGCAGGACAUGAAAUCCAAUGUUGAACAGAAAAAGGACCAAAUGCAGCAUAAUUUUUUAAGCUCAAAGGAUUUGUCCAAUCGGGUCACACCGGGUUUAAUAAUGCAGCUUAAAUAUUUUCUUGGAAGGAUCGGUAAGCAGAGAUUGCGAGACGCUAGGAUACAGGCAGUAGAUUAUCUUAUCCUCUUACUUGCUGGGAUCUGUUUAGGAACACUUGCUAAAGUGAGUGAUGAAACUUUUGGGUCCUUGGGAUAUCUUUAUACUGUCAUUGCUGUCUCCUUGCUCAGCAAGAUUGCAGCAUUGAGAUCAUUUUCUCAGGACAAAGUUUACUACUGGAGAGAGAGUGGGUCUGGCAUGAGCAGCUUGGCUUAUUUUCUAGCGAAGGAUACAAUUGACCAUUUCAAUACAAUUGUAAAGCCAGCAGUGUAUCUAUCAAUGUUCUACUUCUUCAACAAUCCUAGAUCCACCAUCCUGGAUAACUAUGUUGUCCUGAUCUGUCUCAUAUAUUGUGUGACUGGAAUAGCUUAUGCACUUGCCAUUUACUUGACCCCUGGUCAAGCCCAACUGUGGUCGGUUUUGCUUCCAGUAGUGUUGACUCUUGUAGCAAACCAGGAUGGAGAUGCAUUUGUGAUGAGAUUAGGGGAUUUUUGCUACACCAAGUGGGCUUUAGAAUCAUUUUUGAUAGCAAAUGCUAAAAGGUACUACGGAGUGUGGCUGAUCACAAGGUGUAACUCCUUAAAACAAAGAGGUUAUGGUCUUGAAGAUUGGUAUCCUUGUUUAGUAUACCUCAUCCUUACCGGCAUAGCCAGCCGUGGCUUAGCCUUCUUCUGUUUGAUCACCUUCCAGAAAAAAUAAAUCUUUGUCGCUGUAUGUAUCUUGCUUGGGUGGUUCAGUUAUCCUCAGCGUCAGUAUGCAAGAAUGGACUAAUAGUGGCUGACUGCCCGGAGUGGUUUGCUCUGUGAACAUGUUAGAUCAGCAAAUGAACUGUGGAUGGAAACAGACAUGAACGUUCACAUUGAUGUGGAGAUGUAGGAAUCUUAGUGUCGGGACACCAGAGAAUUUGGUGAAGCCCGAGACACAUACACGAUACACCAUCAAGUUAGAUCUACAGAACUCUGAACUUUGUUGUACAUUUGUGGCUAUUAGUCUUUUGUGUUUUUGUAACUAAAGUAAUCAGACCUAGAAGAUUAGUAAGUACUACCGAGGUUGGUAGGGUCAAGCGCUUCUGUAGAAGUCCAUAUUAUUUGAUUCGCAUGGCAGUAUCAAAUGUACUAUGUAUAUUUGGAAGUUGCAAUCUUGUCGCUUAGAUUGUAAUGAUAAAAUAGUAUUUUCAUGUUGCGG
Messenger RNA from Cuscuta epithymum, 4071 nucleotides. The record is from the annotation of a GenBank genome assembly. NCBI's taxonomy places the organism in Eukaryota, Viridiplantae, Streptophyta, Magnoliopsida, Solanales, Convolvulaceae.